Polypterus senegalus (gray bichir) is the source of this 5215-nucleotide messenger RNA. Its product is annotated as folliculin-interacting protein 2-like. Gene Ontology annotation, cellular component: cytoplasm. NCBI's taxonomy places the organism in Eukaryota, Metazoa, Chordata, Cladistia, Polypteriformes, Polypteridae. The record is from RefSeq and is a predicted model, not a curated record. The transcript is spliced from 18 exons. The coding region runs from base 141 to 3302 and encodes 1053 amino acids. Gene Ontology annotation, molecular function: protein-folding chaperone binding; ATPase inhibitor activity.
UUUGCUCUUUCCGCGGACGCUCAUUUCUGUCAUAUGACUCUCUCGAUAGCAAUCCAUGGAGGUACCCUACCGCAGCCCUGCGCCAUGGCCACGCAGCGUAGCCCACCCUGCUGAGCUCGCUCCCCACGAGGCGCCGCGUGAUGGCCCCAACGCUGCUCCAGAAGCUGUUCAGUAAAAGGUCCGUAGCGGCCCCGUCUUCCAGGAGUUCAGGGGGACCCGAGAUAAGCUGGGCAACUUCUGAACUUGAACCAAAUCACAUUCGGCUGAUCGUCUAUCAGGACUGCGAGCGUAGAGGAAGGCAGGUGCUGUUCGAUUCCAAAGCUGUACGGAAGGUGAUCACAAGUAGCCAGAGAAAUGCAGAAGAUUUGCAGACAAAAAUAUAUGCAAAAUGCUGCCAGACCAACCGGAGCGGUGCCUGCACCUUCACCAUGCAGGGCGCCUCCUUGCCCCGGACGGCUAGUGAAGCUGAACAGGUGCCGAGAUAUCAGUAUACUCGGCCUGCUUCUGAUGUCAACAUGCUGGGUGAAAUGAUGUUCGGGUCAGUUGCGAUGAGGUACAGAGGCUCCACAUUAAAGAUCCAUUAUAUUCGCUCUCCUCCUCAGCUGAUGAUAAGUAAAGUGUUCUCUGCUAGAAUUGGCAGCACAUGCGGAAGUACAACCACGUUGCAGGACAGCUUUGAAUACAUCAACCAAGAAUACAAUAUUGGGAAGUCGUGUCCCAGUCAGAAUGGUUUGGGACCCUAUCGCAAUGGAAGCAGCAUAGGUCUCUUGCAGCUUUGCAGUAACAAACUUCUGCCCAGAGUCUCCGACGUUCAUCCUCUCUGGCUCAUUCGGAGUGCCUCUUUCUUUGCAGCCCACAGCACUCCUGUUGACAUGCCAAGCCGUGGACAGAAUGAGGACAGAGACAGUGGCAUUGCUCGGUCAGCCUCCCUCAGCAGCCUUCUCGUCACACCAUUCCCAUCGCCUAGCAAUUCCUUCUCCAGCAGCUGUGCCAGCAGUUACAAGCGCCGCUGGCUACGCAGUCAAACCACUAGCCUGGAGAACGGCGUGGUUCCGAGAUGCCAUACAAAUCUCUUCACAACCAUGCUCGUCAGGUGUACCGAAGAAACUUUCAGUCUAACAGAUGAAAGCUGUGGCUCCAACCCUGCAAUGAUUCGGAGGAAGAAGAUUGCCAUCAGUAUUAUCAUCACUCUUCCCGAGAAAGAAGAAGAGAGCAGGGGCUUCCAGGAUUUCUUUUUCUCACACUUCCCUCUGUUUGAAUCACACAUGAACAAACUGAAGGCUUCAAUAGAGAAGGCCAUGAUUCUUUGCCGGAAGAUAGCUGAAUCCAGUCAGAGAGUUCAAGUUUACUUAUGUCGGGUUAUGGAUGCUCUUGGUGAAUUCAGGACAACUGUUUGGAAUCUCUAUAUGGCACCUAGGAUCUCUGAGCCAGUGUGGCUAACCAUGAUGUCUCAUACCUCAGAAAAGAAACCACUCUGCCAGCGUUUUAUGAAAGAGCUUACUUUGUUGAUAGAACAGAGCUCCAAAAAUCAGUUUCUGUCAGCUUUACUAACAGCAGUUCUAACCAACCAUCUGGCCUGGGUUCCAACUGUAAUGCCAAAUGAUCAUCCUCCCAUUAAGGCAUUCUCCGAAAAGCACACCUCACUCUCUGUGGAUAUGCUGUCCAAAUCUCACCCUUAUAACCCACUCUGGGCACAGCUCGGCGAUCUUUAUGGAGCUAUUGGCUCUCCUGUGCGUCUAACACGGACAGUGGUUUUAGGAAAGCGUCGAGAGCUGGUCCAGAGAGUCUUGUACAUCCUUACUUACUUUAUCCGCUGCUCUGAACUGCAAGAAAUCCAUCUGAGCACAUCUGAGAAAGCGGAGCAGGAUGAACAUGUUUCUCCUGGUACUAAUUUUUUUACCACAUUGGAGAAGGGUGAGGUAGAAGAAUCAGAGUAUGUCGUAGUCACUGUCCAGAAUGAGUCUCUCCAAGAAACCACUGACAAACUGAGAGAAAACUCCAGAAAGCUGUCUGGUAACUCUGAUGUGCAGUGUGUUGAAAAUUCCACCUAUUUUAACAAACCCCGAAAAAAAGAGCUACCUGUUGACUGUGACACAGACAACUCCGAUCUUUUGGACCCUCAGGAAGAGCAUCCUGUUCUUACCAGUGAUGACGGCUUACAAGUCUGCCGACAGGUCACAGGUAUCCCACAAGAGGUGAAAAGGGAAACUGUAAUCAAUGUAACUGGAGCAGCAAUGGCUGGGUUUCAUGCAUUCAAACAUUCGGAUUGCUCGAACACUCAAACCUUGGGCAGUCCUAAAACCUGUAGAACCCUCUCACAAGCUCUGCCUUGUCCAGGAGCGUCUGUUCGGCAGAAUCCCUAUUUCCAGAAAGUAACAUUUAAAAUUGGAAGCUCUCUGUCUCCUGACUCUGAUGUCGAGAGCAGAAAGAAGGAAAUGGAUAUAAGCUACCAUGAAUUUAAGGAGAAACACUACAAAGAUAACCGUCAAAAUAUCAAAACUGAUGAAGGGGGUCACCAUCCAGUUUCUACUUUGGGGCAGCAGUCAACUAGCGUCCCCUGUGGGGACUUGAAUGACAAUGAUGGAGAAGUCACUUUUAAAACCGAAAGAGACUUACCCAGAAACGAGAGUUCAGACAGUGCCCUUGGAGACAGCAGUGAUGAAGAAGCACCCCAGGAUUCCUCAUUGAAGCAAAAACGUGGCAAAAAGUGGAAAGAGAACCAUGAGGAGUUUGAGCUGCCUCUUCCCAGAUCAGAAACCACCAGCAAGCAAAAUGUGACCAAUUUUGGAAGAUCUCUGUUUGGCGGUUACUGCCCUCAGUAUAUGCCUGAUUUUGUUCUCCAUGGAACAAACUCAGAUGAACGGCUGCGAAAAUAUCUGCUGGCUGAUCUUGCUCACACCAUACAUUGCCCAGCAUUAGAUGAGCCCAUUGCUGAAGCUGUCUGCAUCAUCGCCGACACUGACAAGUGCACCGUGCAAGUGGCCACAAGUCAGAGAAAGACGAUCGACAACGGAAACCUGGGGAAAGAUGUCCUGGUCUCCAAUUUGGUCUGCAAUCUCCUCCAGUCGAUCCUGCAACUAUAUAAACUAAACCUCUCUGCUGAUUUUUGUAUAAUGCACCUGGAGGACAGACUGCAGGAGAUCUACUUCAAAAGCAAGAUGCUGGCUGAAUAUUUGAAGGGACACACCCGAGUGCACGUCAAGGAGCUCAGUGGUGUUUUAGGGAUCGAAUCCAACGACUUGCCCUUACUGGCUGCAGUGGCAAGCACACAUUCUCCUUACGUAGCUCAGAUAUUGUUAUGAUAUCGACUCUCAGGAUAUCCAUUCCCAAAUAUAUUCGGUCAUCGAUUUCUCGGGAGGUCGCAUUGCACGACGAGAUCCGAACAAGCGUCAUCCGUUACCGACAGCGGCUUGAUGCAGACGUGCCGUUUACUCUCAAGUGGGUGCAGAAAGCUCAGUAAAGGAUUUACUGCUGCAACAUUUUUGAGGACCAUCUGCUUUUCCGUAAAAAAAAAUGUUGCUGUAUUUAUUACAAUUUUUUUUUUUUUAGACAUCAUUUCUGCUAAAAACAAAUCAGAGGCUGAGUAUUUUUAAAAACCGUUUUGCUGUGCAACAUGUCAAGGACUUCAUUUAAGAAGCGUUGUGGAAAUCAGUACCUCCUGUGAAUUUACGUGUUAAACUUUUUUUGGCUUAUUUUUGCAGAGCAUCUCUGGCACAAAAGUAUCCGAGGUCUUUAAAAGCCGUCCUAGUUGGGGAUGUUUGUUUUUUGCAUGCUGCUGCUCACCUAUCACUGAUAACGUCAAGAACAAUAUACUUAAGGGAUGGGUUUUUAUGAUUUUUCAAAAGGGAAAAAAAUACAGCUAAAUUCUUAAAUGAAGCUGCAUUCCAUCUCAAGUUAGACGUUUACAAGAAUACUUGCUGACACAACGAGAUGGCGUCUUUAUAAAACAAAAUACCAGUAUACCCGUGGCCUGGUCCAGUCUUACAAGGUUUUGAAGGUUAUUCCUGGAUACGUCUAUAGAGAAAUCAGAGGUAAUAAUGUUUGAUUGUUGGUGUUCAAGAGAAGCUGCUGAACAUUUUCUUUUUUUUUUUUAUUCUUUUCAUCUUUGCACAGAACAGAUGCCGUGUGUUUCUUUCGUCCAGAAAUACCAUAUUUCACAAUUGUAUGGAAGCGAUUGUUUAAAAUGCCUUUGCUACCAUUGAAAAGCAAAAAUGCACGGAAAGGAGCGAUCUGAGCAGACCCCAAGGCAGCCGGCCUGUAGAGGGUUUGUUUUUCAGUACUGCGGGUUUCAUCACUUUUAUCCCUUUGGUCUUAUAAAAGCAUCGCCCAAAGUUGUCGAGUUAUCGUCUUCACGCGGCCUCGAUCGAACUGCAUAUUUAGGUUCUGCCCGUGUGCCCUCCGCCUAGUAACUUUCUUGGGUCGCCUCGUUGUCCUCCCUCUCCUGUUGCUUUAAUUCAAGAUGGAAAUGAUCAUUUUGGAAAUCCAGGAUCUUUUUUAAAAACGUGCCUCCUUAAUUUUUUUUUUUCCAGCUGGAUUUACUUGUAGCCGAUGAAAGCUGAUCACCAAUCUGGCUGCAUCGGUCACGUUUCAACCUCUUGACCAUGGUCCACUGUGAAUGAAUGCUGCAUUGUUUUUUUUUUUCACUCAUAUUUUUUAUUUCAUUCACCCUUGAAAUUUUUUCAGAAGGCUUCGAAAUAACAAGCAAAUGUAUGUGUUACUUCCUACAGAAGAAACAUCUUGGGACGUCUACACUUUUACACGUUAUUUAAUAAUUGUGACUUUUACUCCGAUGGAGAUGCUGUGCUGACUGAAGAUUUCUUUUCUUUUUUUUGAUGAAAUUCUACCUCAGUGAACAGGAUUAUGCUGCCUUCUGGUUUUUUAACCUGUCGCACUUUCCUAUCUUUGUAGCGAAUCUGUUUUUAGCUCAUGUCACAGAAAUUGUUGUGAAAAGCAAAUGAAAUGAGGGACUUUGUGUUUAUGAGGAAAUGUUGAUUUUCGUUUUUUUCGAAGUAGCAUGCUUGUGGUAUUUAUGUAGAAUGGCAUGGACAUGAGAACUGAAUGUAUGACGAAACUGACAUUGACGUGUACCGUACGUCAAAUAAAUACCAGCAGCAAUUUGCUUUGUCAUUCAUUGUCAUUUUUUUGUUUACAUUUUGUUUGUUUGUAAGAAGCAAUUGUCACAUUUAAUAAACUUGUGUAAUGAAUAAACCCGAAA